UGCAUUACGCACUUGUCACCACGCGCGCCAGCGAGCUGUUUGUACUGGAAAUCAACGAAUUCAGGCUGGAGUUCCGCUGAGUCUGACCGCCGGGGCGAGAAUUUCUACCGAGGCUAAACCACUGCUACAAGGGAGCAAAGUCGAGAAAGUUUCGUUAGAACGCUUCACAGAGAAGGUUCUGGAGUUAGUGCUGUAUUUGGAGCAGCUUGUUUAGAGAGAGAGAAAGAGAGAGAGAGAGAGAGAGAGAGAGAGUGAAUGACGAGCAGAUUUCCAGCCUGCCAGCCGGAAUGCGACGCUUGUUGGGUUGCGUUAAAGACUUAGCCUGUUAGCAUGGCAUGUUUAUCUUGACACGGAUAACUAAGUGUAGCUAUAUUUUAUAUAUAGCUACCCAACUGUAACUAUAUUUAUUAUGUAAUAAUGUAUAAAAUAAUAGUUUUUUAGUGUUAGGGCUUAUGCCAGGGUACUUGAAGGCUGGUCGCAUGUUGUUGGGAUCGGUCGCUUAGCAAACGGUAAUGAGCAGCUUUACGAAUAAGACGCCUUUCAUUAGUCCACCGGAGAGUCCUGAAAAUGUUGAUUCCGUCGUCGGGAGCACAAACUGGGGCCUCGGUAAUGACCGGUUCCCGUGCUCCUACGAUGAAUCCCUGGCGGUGCAGUCGGAUGUGGAGAGGCGCCUGGGGCUUCUCCAUAACCGGCAGGACCCCAUGGCGCUGCGCUUGGACCAGACUUACCGGAGCGGUGCCGAGUCCUACCUCGACGUCUCUCAGCUGGACUACAGCGAGAACAACGGGAACACGAGUCCGCUGGAGAGCAGGAGAAAACACCGCUCCGGCGCUCCCAGACCGCGCUUUGAGGUCGUGGCGGAACUCGGCCCGGAAGAAGUGCGCUGGUUUUAUAAGGAAGACAAGAAGACGUGGAAACCUUUCGUCGGGCACGACUCCCUGAGAAUCGAGCUCAUGUACCGCAAACUGUGUGAACUGAAUCCGGACCAGGAGAGCAGCUCAGGCCACGCGGUACCGGACGGAGAGGAUCCGUGUGAGCAUGCGUCAGCUGUGGCCUCGGUACAGAGCUCCGAACAGCUCGAGGAGACAGAGCUGGAGAUCAGCACUGAGGCAGUGUGUGUCCGAGGAGGACUCUACGAGGUGGAUGUCCGAGAGAAAGAGUGCUAUCCUGUGUACUGGAACCAGCAGGACCGCAUCCCUGUGAUGAGGGGACAGUGGUUUAUAGACGGCACAUGGACACCCAUGGAGGAGGAUGAGAGUGAUCUCCUGGAGAAGGAGCACCUGACGUGCUUCCGGGGACAACAGAUGCAGGACACUUUAGAAAAUGAUGUGGUGGCCAAGACAGUGGAUAGCAAAGAUGUUCUCUCCCACCUCCCUCCUUUCUACCUCCCCUUUCUGUUCAAAUGGAGUGGAUAUCAGACGAGUACUAAAAGCCACAAGCGAAAGCGUUGCCAAGCCAUCCACAGCUUAAAGCUGAGUCGCAGCCAUGUUGACUGGCACAGUGUUGAUGAGGUGUAUCUGUACAGCGAUGCCACCACCUCCAAGAUUGCUCGCACUGUUACGCAGAAGCUCGGCUUUUCGAAAGCCUCAAGCAGUGGCACCAGGCUUCAUCGAGGCUAUGUGGAGGAGGCCUCCUUGGAAGAUAAGCCACCUCAGACAACCCACAUUGUCUUUGUUGUGCAUGGCAUUGGACAGAAGAUGGACAAAGACCGUAUUAUCAAGAACACAGGCAUGCUGCGAGAGGCUGUGCGGAAAAUGGAAGAGAAACACUUUGCUGAGCACACUGAGGAGCAUGUGGAGUUCCUGCCAGUAGAGUGGCGCUCCAAAUUGACCCUGGAUGGAGACACAGUCGACUCCAUCACGCCAGAUAAGUUGCGGGGGCUGAGAGACUUACUGAACAGCAGUGCCAUGGACAUCAUGUAUUACACCAGCCCUCUCUACAGAGAUGAGAUUACUAAAGGUCUGACCCAGGAACUCAACCGACUGUAUUCGCUCUUCUGCUCUCGGAACCCAGAGUUUGAGCAGAAGGGGGGCAAAGUAUCCAUCAUUUCCCACUCUCUAGGUUGUGUGAUUGCGUAUGACAUAAUGACAGGCUGGGACCCAGUGCGUUUUCGCCUGCAGGAGCUUCAGGAACCUGAUGAGGAGGAGCUGCGCUGGAUGAGCUACAAAGAGCGCCAUCUGUUGGAGCAGGUGCAACAUGCCAGAAAAAGGUUGCGAGAACUGGAGGAUCAGCUUCAGGGUCUGGAGGCUACUAAACCUCCAGCUGCUCCUGAAUUGAAGUUUAAGGUGGAGAACUACUUCUGCAUGGGCUCUCCCCUAGCUGUAUUCUUGGCCUUGCGUGGCAUUCGACCAGGGAACAGUGGAUACCAGGACCACAUCAUGCCGAAAUCUAUCUGCCAGCGCCUUUUCAACAUCUUCCACCCCACAGACCCAGUGGCCUAUCGACUGGAGCCUCUUGUGUUGAAACACUACAACAAUAUUGCACCUGUUCAAAUACACUGGUGCAACACCUCCAAUCCCACACCAUAUGAUGAAAUGAAACCCACGUUCCUGAACCCAGUAAAGGAUCCAGCUUCAGACACAGAGAGUCUCCCCAGCCCCAGUACAUCACCCGUAAUGUCCCGCCGACUCUAUGGAGAUUCCUUCACCACACUGGGCAAGGCCAGCAUACUGGGUGCUGCCAGCAUUGGAAAAGGCAUUGGAGGAAUGUUGUUUUCCCGUUUCUCACGCUCCAGUAGUCAACCAUCAGGAGUGGAUUCUGCAGCAGUGGAAGGUGAAGAGAAGAGCCAGUCGGCAUAUGGCCUGUCUACCAUGUCCCAGUCUACCUCCAACAUCAUUGAUACUGCAGUGGAGCUGGAGCACCGCAUUGACUUUGAGCUGCGGGAAGGCUUGGUUGAGAGCCGCUACUGGUCGGCAGUCACCUCUCACACAGCCUACUGGACCUCUCAUGAUGUGGCCCUGUUCCUGCUGACCUUCAUAUACAAAUCACAUAGCUCAUCUGAGACGUGGGAAGACAAUCCCGACCCUGAGUGACCCAGCGAUAUGACAUGAACACAAACAAACAAAAAGACAUGUUCUCACACAGAUAGAUCUGUCCUCUCCCGUAGAGAUAUGAAAACACUCAAGCACACUCCCUUUCUCAUUUUGCCUCAUAAAAUUGCUUCUUUGUCAUACAAAGACUGAUUACCAUUUUUCCUGUUGCUUGUGCAGCAACCUUUCCCAUUAACCCAGUAACCAUCGACUCCUACAGGGCAAACUCUUUGAUACACUGAGUAAACCUCUAGUCCUAGGAACAUUUUGUAAGGCUUUGUUAUGGGUGCUGUUGAGGCCUUUUCAGCCAGUCCCAUUCCAUGCUUAGCAUUAGGUAUACUUGGCUCUGCAAGACCUGUUUGUGUGUUUGCUUCGCCAACCCUUGACUAGUCCACAUGGUUUAUGUAGCUUCGUCUUAUCCAAAGCCUAAACCCAACGUCAUUAAGGGCAAACAACAAACAAGCAUGGACCCCUCCGUCCUGUUAAUGUCCGUUCCUUUUGUCUGUUUAUUCCUCAUUUACACAAUGGUAAAUAUAUCAACAUGAGACACUUACCUAGCAAAUGCUCAAUGCAACACUCAGAUUCUUUAUUUAUUGUUAUAGUAAUAUAUCUAAUGAUUGUGCAUAGCACUCUAAUUUUUGGGAAAAGUAUUUCAAGAUUUAGAUGUUUAUUUUUACUUUAAUAUUCCUGGAGAAUACUGGACCUCUUUAAUGUCUGUUUCAAUGUUUCAAUAUUUGGAUUCUCAAACUGGAGAAUAGUGAACCAUUAACAAAAAGGAAUAUCCUUUUUAUACAGCAGAUAAAUAAUAAGAAGCAAUUAUCAUAUUCCGUUGAUUUUACAACCAGAUGGUGCUGUAGGGAAACAAAGUUAACAGUGCGUUUUAUUAAACCAGUAAUCUGCCUGAUUCUACUUUGCAUGGCGUUUGAGAAUGAAAUUGCUGCUGCAUUAAUUUUGUAGCCAAACUUAACCUUUUACAAUCCUGCCUGGGUCAGGCCAUGUGUUGAUACAUGAACAUACUGCAUAUGUGUGCUGGUGCAUUGUUACUUUGGAGUAUUAGAACUACUGUGUAGCUUCAAAGAGAUUGCCUCAUUGUUUAUUAUUAUUUCAGCCUGAUUUCAGCCAAAUACAGUGGAGUGGAAUCAAAUAAACUGACUGGGUGAUCUGCUUUAUGUAAUUACACUAGUAAUUAGGCCAAGAUCAUGUGAGUGGACUCAGAGAUUAGGCAGUACUUUCCGAUGUUCCUUUGCCUCAUGGUAGUGUGAUAUUCAGGCACCGUUUACCUUUAGGCCCAUAGUAAUAAACAGAGAUUCUAUAUUUUUAUAUAUAUAGUUAUCAAUUGUGAAAUGACAGUAAUGGUCCUUCAAAAUUGUGAUAUUCAAUUGAGAGGCCAAAUGUUUUAGCUAUAAAACUGCUACUCAUAGAAGUACUGUUAGUUCAUGUUAAAGCUUUUAGUCUUGUGUCUUUUAAGCACUUUUGAGAUGUUAGAUAUGCAAAGGGGAGAGAAUGACCAGAGGGGAUUAUCAGUAAAAAAUGAAAUGGUACUUCAACAGUAUCUACUCUGUUUAGUGUCUGCAUUGUGUUUGAAAUCCCAAAAGGCCAUGCUUCACCCCUCUAUGGCAAGGGCUGCAUUAUGGUGAUUUAUUUUGUUUUUAUCGCUGUGUGCCCACACAAGUGCAGUUAGUAAGUGUUAGUUAGCCUGUGUGGCUAUUUAAAAAUGGCCAGGUUGCCUUUGAGGACCACAGAGCCAAUCCUCUGUUGGGAAGCUGACGUGGCUUUUCCCCUCGCACUGAAGGAUGAACUACAGUUAUUUAUGACUCACUGUUAUUGUUGGCAGUAGGAACAGAAAUUAAUGAAGGACCAGACCUUGCACAUUACUGCAUGGCUAUAAAUUGCACAGAACAGAAUAAAAGACCCUCCUGAUGUGCAUUUCUGUUUUUGCUACUUCAUAUAUUGCGUUAUGGAAGAAAAUGCACUUUGCUCAGUUGCUUGAAAAUUGUGAUAACAUUAUCCAUUUAAACAUUAAUCACUGGCAAAAAAAAAAAAAAAAGUAAGAGGUUUUUACUCUGUCAUGGAGGGUUUGUUCUUUGGGACAAGUUUUUUUUGUUAUUUUCCUGCAGGCCAUGUCUCAGCAUCUCUGCAUGCUCCAGUAAUACCAAUGACUAAUGGAAUAAUUUGAAACAAUUUACAAUCUUUGUAAAUGCAGUAGUACAUUUUCUGCAUUAGUGCUGCUUUGAGAUUUUCAGACCAGUAAUUAAGAGAUUGGCAUAUGCAUCAGAUUCAGAUGGUUCACCUAAACACUUGGCAUGGGCACAAUAAGUAAACAUGUACUUCAGUAUACAAUACGCAGGUUGUGGGCUUUACUCAGAUGCAUGCUCAGGUUUGAGAUUUUUUUGUGAUGUUAAGAGAUACGAUCUCUGGUCUUUGUGAAUAACGCUCAAUCUAAGCUACACAUUUUUGUAUUUGCUAAUUUAUUGUUUGCCUUUUGUCAGGGCAUCUCACCAACUUGUUAUUGGAGAAAUUCAUGACUAAUCUUACAGCAUGGUAUACUAAAGAAUCCUCUCUUGUGUACAUUGGUCUGUAGAAUUCAGUUAAAAGGCCAGUCUCCACUACAAGUUAUUGAUUAAUCCAAAAAAUAAGAAAUGUCCCAAACGACUGUUAUUUAAAUGCACUAAGACAUUGAGCUUGGAAAGACAUGCUGUGCAAUAACCCAUGCCUGUAAUGGAUUCAAACUGCCAUCGGAAUAACACUGUAUUUAUUUCAGUUUAUUAAAGCAUUACUGUUUUUGA
This is a messenger RNA of Pangasianodon hypophthalmus (striped catfish), 5815 nucleotides long. It is a transcript of the gene ddhd1a, whose product is annotated as DDHD domain containing 1a. The coding region runs from base 513 to 3032 and encodes 839 amino acids. Gene Ontology annotation, molecular function: glycerophospholipase activity; metal ion binding. Gene Ontology annotation, cellular component: cytoplasm. The transcript is spliced from 14 exons. The record is from RefSeq and is a predicted model, not a curated record. Lineage: Eukaryota; Metazoa; Chordata; Actinopteri; Siluriformes; Pangasiidae.